Messenger RNA from Echinops telfairi (small Madagascar hedgehog), 1962 nucleotides. RefSeq names its product sphingomyelin synthase 2 (gene SGMS2). Gene Ontology annotation, biological process: ceramide biosynthetic process; sphingomyelin biosynthetic process. Bases 439 to 1536 code for a protein of 365 amino acids. Gene Ontology annotation, molecular function: sphingomyelin synthase activity; ceramide cholinephosphotransferase activity. NCBI's taxonomy places the organism in Eukaryota, Metazoa, Chordata, Mammalia, Afrosoricida, Tenrecidae. Gene Ontology annotation, cellular component: endoplasmic reticulum membrane; Golgi membrane. The transcript has 7 exons. The record is from RefSeq and is a predicted model, not a curated record.
GUGAGAAGUCGCACAGGUUCUCCUCGCUCCGCUUUGACGCCGGCCGAGCCGCGGCCGCCCCGGAGCGAAAGGAACUAUCAUCCUCUGCCCAGAGACUGCCCUUCUCAGAGAGGACUCUGCCACUGCCCAUGGACCUUUGACUGCUACAUGGACCGAGGUGGGAUUUGCUGUGCUAAACUCUGUCACUAGUGGGCUAGGAACAGGUUGGGGGCAGAGAGAAUCGCUUCCUUCCCUGAAUGAGGGAAGUGUCCAACAAAGAGCUAGCUGCACGAGAGGACCAGGAUGCAGAUGGCUGCCCAUCUCCACAUUGUAUUAGGAAACACGUUCAGUGGUCAAAGUGCAUGCUGACCUCGGAAAGAAAAGAUAUUCAAAUUUGAAGUUCCCACAGCAAGGAAGAGCCCGACCCAUCUCCCUUUUGAACCACGAGGCCGGAGCACCAUGGAUAUCAUAGAGACAGCAAAGCUGGGGGAGCAUUUGGAAACUCAAGCCAAUGACUCUACAAACGCUUACACGAGACCCGCCGAGCCUGUUGAAGAAGAAAACAAAAAUGGUAACGGUAAACCUAAGAGCUUAUCCAACGGACUUCGAAAGGGUACCAAGAAGUACCCGGACUAUGUCCAGAUUGCAAUGCCCACCGACUCGAGGAACAAGUUCCCCCUGGAGUGGUGGAAGACAGGCAUUGCCUUCGUAUAUGCGCUUUCCAACCUGGUCCUGACCACCGUCAUGAUCACAGUCGUCCAUGAGCGGGUGCCUCCCAAGGAGCUGAGCCCUCCACUCCCAGACAAGUUCUUUGAUUACAUUGAUCGGGUGAAAUGGGCAUUUUCUGUAUCAGAAAUCAACGGGAUCAUCUUAGUUGGACUGUGGAUCACCCAGUGGAUGUUUCUGAGAUACAAGUCCAUCGUGGGGCGCAGAUUCUUUUUUAUCAUGGGAACUCUGUACCUGUAUCGCUGUAUCACCAUGUACGUUACCACCCUCCCUGUGCCUGGAAUGCAUUUCCAGUGUGCUCCAAAGCUCAACGGAAACUCUCAGGCCAAAGUAGAGCGGAUUCUCCAGUUGAUCUCUGGCGGAGGCCUGUCCAUAACUGGAUCACAUAUCCUGUGCGGAGACUUCCUCUUCAGCGGUCACACCGUUGUGCUGACACUAACCUACUUGUUCAUCAAAGAAUAUUCGCCUCGGCACUUCUGGUGGUACCAUUUGAUCUGUUGGCUGCUGAGUGCUGCUGGGAUCGUGUGCAUCCUCGUCGCACACGAACACUACACCAUCGAUGUGAUCAUCGCUUACUACAUCACGAGUCGGCUCUUCUGGUGGUACCACUCAAUGGCCAAUGAGAAGAACUUGAAGGUCUCCUCCCAGACUAACUUCUUGUCUCGAACGUGGUGGUUCCCCAUAUUUUAUUUUUUUGAGAAAAAUGUACAAGGCUCGAUUCCGUGCUGCUUCUCGUGGCCCCUGUCCUGGCCCCCUGGCUGCUUUAAAUCAUCCUGCAAGAAGUAUUCCCGGGUUCAGAAGAUUGGUGAAGAUAAUGAGAAGUCCACCUGAGGAGCAAAGACAAAGAGCUCUUAUACCAAAAGAAUUAACGCUGUAACCAAAGGUAUAGUUUUGUGGGUUUUUGUUGUUUUUUUUUUUAAUUGUGGGAGAACUGCCCUGGUCAAUGAAGAAAUGGACCAAAUUGCCUAUCAACGAUCAGAAAAAGAGGAAAAAAAAAGGACAAAGUAUUCUCCCUCGACUUGUUUUUAUUCAUCCUGAGAAAGCUACUUCUCCCCUGCAGCUCUUCCUUCAUGGGCGACGAGCCCCGAGCUGGGAUUUACUAGCGAGCUUGCUAAGAGGUGCCAAAGAACACACAGCUCCUUCCUCCUGCACUCCACUAACGCUCCUCUACUUCAGAAUGGUGGAUUGCUUGUUUGUGUUUUCCUCCCCAAGGUCGGAAGAAUUAUGUUAAUGUUUUAAAUAAAAUAUCUGGAUAUA